GCUGUGCUGCUGGGCGCUGCUGUGCUGCCAGGCGGCCGCGCCGCCGCCCCAGUGCCGCGAGACAGAUUACCACUUUGAAUACACCGAGUGUGAUAGCAGUGGAUCCAGAUGGAGGGUGGCUGUCCCCAACCCAGCAGUGGAGUGCUCCGGAUUACCAGACCCUGUGAAAGGGAAAGAAUGCACUUUUUCAUGCGCUUCUGGAGAGUACCUGGAAAUGAAGAACCAGGUGUGCAGUAAAUGUGCCGAGGGGACCUAUUCCUUGGGGAGUGGGAUCAAAUUUGAUGAAUGGGAUGAACUGCCAGCAGGAUUCUCCAAUGUGGCAACUUUCAUGGAUACUGCUAUCGGCGCAGCUGAGAAUAAAGCAGACAGCUGUGACAACUCCUCGUGGACGCCUCGUGGGAAUUACAUCGAGUCUAAUAGGGAUGACUGCACAGUUUCUCUGAUCUACGCAGUUCAUUUGAAGAAGUCUGGCUCUGUCUUCUUCGAAUACCAGUAUAUUGACAACAACAUCUUCUUUGAGUUUUUUAUUCAAAACGACCAGUGCAAGGAGAUGGAUUCCACAGCAGACAAAUGGGUGAAGCUAACAGAUAAUGGUGAAUGGGGCGCUCAUUCUGUAACUUUGAAAUCAGGCACAAAUAUAUUAUACUGGAGAACAACGGGGAUUCUCAUGGGGUCAAAAGUGGUGAAACCUGUCCUAGUGAAAAACAUCACAAUUGAAGGAGUUGCGUAUACAUCUGAAUGCUUUCCAUGCAAACCUGGUACAUUCAGUGAUAAACCAGGGUCUUCCAACUGCCAAGUGUGCCCAAGAAAUACCUAUUCAGAGAAAGGAGCUAAGGAAUGUACCAAAUGUAAAGAAGCAACACAUUAUGCAGAUGAGGGAUCUAGUCAGUGCAUGGAGCGUCCUCCUUGUACGAACAAAGACUUCUUCCAGAUCCAUACACCGUGUGAUAAGGAAGGGAAGACUCAGAUCAUGUAUAAAUGGAUAGAGCCUAAAAUCUGUAGGGAAGAUCUUCGGGAUGCAAUGGAGCUACCCCCUUCUGGAGAGAGGAAGGACUGUCCUCCCUGCAACCCUGGGUUUUACAAUAAUGGAUCAUCUUCCUGCACACCUUGCCCUCAGGGCAUGUUUUCGGAUGGGACACAGGAAUGCCAGGCCUGCCCAGCUGGGACUGAACCAGCUCUUGGGUUUGAAUAUAAAUGGUGGAACAUACUGCCAGCCAAUAUGAAGACUUCUUGUUUUAAUGUUGGAAAUUCGAAGUGCGAUGGAAUGAAUGGUUGGGAGGUGGCUGGUGACCAUAUUCAGAGCGGGGCAGGGGGCUCUGACAAUGAUUUUCUUAUCCUGAAUCUGCACAUCCCAGGAUUUAAACCUCCAACGUCAGUGACUGGAGCAACUGGGUCGGAACUAGGACGGAUUACAUUUAUUUUUGAGACCAUCUGUUCAGCAGAUUGCGUGCUGUACUUUAUGGUGGAUGUUAAUAGAAAAAACACUAAUGUGGUGGAAUCCUGGGAAAGAAGUAAAGAGAAACAGUCCUACACUCACAUUAUCUCCAAAAAUGCUUCUUUCACGUUCACAUGGGCCUUCCAGAGAAUAAACGAAGGCCAGGAUAGCAGGCAAUUCAUCAAUGACAUGGCGAAGAUCUACUCAAUCGUGGUGACCAACGCUGUGGAUGGAGUGGCCUCAUCUUGUCGGGCCUGCGCGCUGGGUUCGGAGCAGUUCGGUUCAUCCUGCGUGCCAUGCCCAGCUGGACACUACAUUGAGAAGGAAACCAACCAGUGCAAGGAAUGCCCAGCCAACACCUGUCUAUCCGUACAUCAGGUGUAUGGCAAAGAGGCUUGUGUCUCUUGUGGGCCUGGCAGUAAAAGUACCAAGGACCACUCCACGUGCUUCAGUGACUGCUUGGUGUCGUAUUUGAAGGAUAACCAGAGCCUGAAUUAUGAUUUCAGUAACCUCAGUGGGGUGGGCUCGUUAAUGAGUGGACCCAGCUUCACGUCUAGAGGAACCAAAUUCUUUCAUUUCUUUAACAUCAGCCUAUGUGGGAAUGAGGGGAAGAAGAUGGCCAUUUGCACUGACAACAUAACGGAUGUCACUCUAAAGGAUAUGGUGGCUGAAUCAGAAGAUGAUUCAAACUUCAUGGGAGCUUUUGUGUGCCAGUCUACCAUCAUCCCAUCUGACAGCAAGGGGUUCAGGACAGCCCUGGCUCUGCAGUCCAACAGUCUUGCUGAUGCAUUUUUAGGAGCUACAGUGGAAACCACAUUGGAAAAUAUUAGCAUGAAAACAGAAAUGUUUCCACCUUCUCCAAGGAAAAUACCUGAUGUGCAUUUCUUUUACAAGUCUUCCACAGUUACAACCUCUUGUGAAAAUGGACGUGCAACCAUUGUGACAAUGAGAUGUGACCCCUCCAAACCCAAUCAGGGAGAUAUUUCAGUUCCCAGCUCAUGCCCUGCCGGCACCUGUGAUGGAUGCACAUUCUACUUCAUGUGGGAAAGUGCUGAAGCCUGCCCUUUGUGCAUGGAGCAUGACUACCAUGAGAUUGAGGGAGCUUGCAAAAAAGGAUUUCAGGAGAUCCUGUAUGUAUGGAAUGAGCCAAAGCAGUGCAUCAAAGGGGUUUCCUUGCCAGAGAAAAGGAUCAGUACCUGCGAAACAGUGGACUUCUGGUUAAAAGUUGGAGCAGGUGUUGGGGCGUUCACAGCUGUCCUACUCAUAGCCUUGACCUGCUACUUCUGGAAGAAGAAUCAGAAGCUGGAGUAUAAAUAUUCCAAAUUAGUGAUGACAGCAAACUCAAAAGAGUGUGAGCUCCCAGCUGCUGACAGCUGUGCUAUCAUGGAAGGGGAAGAUAAUGAAGAGGAAAUAGUAUAUUCAAAUAAACAGUCACUUCUGGGAAAGCUCAAAUCAUUGGCAACAAAGGAGAAAGAAGAUCACUUUGAAUCUGUUCAGCUGAAAUCUUCAAGAUCCCAAAAUAUAUGACGAUUUAUUGCUGCCUUCAAAGAAACAAACCUGAUUUCUAUUUUUACAGGACCACAUUUUAAACACAUUCUGACAUACAUCUUAGUGGUGAUCUCUCUAACAAAAGUUUAGCUUGAGAGAGAAGUUGAAGAUCAAAACAAAAGAGUGGGUUGCCUUAUCACGUGAUCGAGUACCUUGCCAAAAAGGAAAGCAGACACUUGGAUUCCAUACUGAAAAUGAAAUUUAACUCAGGAAGAGAGAGACAUUCUGCCAAUGACAUGAGAUAUUCACCUGGGCAUUGCUCAGGCAUGUAAUGUGAUUUAUAGGUACCUAUCACUUUUUCUCACUCCUUCCACACACAUCAUAAGAAAUUAUUCUUCUGAGAGACUGGAAAUCUUCUACAAAGGUUCUGCACUGUUCCUUUUGUAGCAUUUCAAGUCUUUCUUAAAAUGGUCAACGGUACUUGAAGGGGAAGAAACAUAGAUGAGUUUUGAUUCUUGGAGAGGAUAAUACUUUAGAAGGUCAGGGCCUUGUUACACCUUACACUGUGAGCCGCACAAUUGUUGAUUGGUGUUAGUGCUAGCUUGGAAUUUGGAGCAGUCACACGCUUAGUCUGGGGUGACACAACUUUGAUCUGCCUAAUGAGUGUUUAAAACCGCUUUAAGAUGUUAAAGUGCGGACAAUCCAGGGGUUAAGAGCUCCACAAGCUGCCCAAAAUUACCAUGUAACAAGGCUCUAAGUGUUUUGCAACAGCCUCUAAUGUAGCAGGCACAAUUUUACAUUUACAGGUCGAACCCAUUUAGAUGCCAAUGUAAUAACAAUCUUGGCGGGAUUAAAUUUCAGAAGCCCUGGGAGCGUCUACAUGAGAUGUUACACUGCUGUAAUGAUGAGCUAUGGCAAUAUAGUUCAUCUCUAUGGCGACGUAGCAUCAGCAGGCACAAAGUGUGACACUGAUGCUACUGCGCAUUACAAGCAGGGUCAGAAAUGACCCAUGUGGUGCUGAGACUAUGUAGUAACAGCAGUUACUGUGCAGUCAUUUAGUACUUGCUAAAGUACUCGCUGCAAGUAUUAGAUAACUGUGCAAUAACAACUGUGUAGUCAGGGGCACAUGUAGACUUGCCCCCUGGACCUCGAUGUGUGAGCUGCUGCUGUGUGCCCAGAUCCACUAGGUUAGAGGCAAUAGUUGAUUCAUAGCUUGUUUACAUGUUGUCAGCACUGAAGGGUAACCAAGACCCACAACAUGAAUGACACUUUUCUCUACCCAGGGCACCUACUCCAGAGCAUUCUCUCAGGAUGCUGAUUCAACAGCAGCUCAGUAUCCCAUAUGGACCACCAAUUGUGUCCCAACCUUCUAGGGUUCAUGUAAACUGAAGGAACUGAACCUUAGCUGUAAAAGCACAAACCUUUAAUAGAUGACCCAAAGGACCACUUCUUAGUUGGAAUCCUAUAUUACUGUCACAAAUCUGAGUACUAGAAGAGGAUAGUGAUCCUCAGUGGGUGUACCUACACGUGCGCUUUAAUGUGCAGUAGCCUAUUUUACUGUGCAUUAGAGCGCCGUGUAAAAAAAGUACUGUUAUGCUAAUGUUUGGUAAAAUAGGCUAUUGCACAGUAAGCGUCACUUAAAAAGUGUGUGCUUGAACUACUGUGCAUCAGGGCAGCCUAAUACACAUUGAUUUAGUACCUCACAUUGGAAGCACUAAAUUUAGUGCGCAUUAGGAAAAGUGCAUUAAUGCACGUGUAGACACGCCUAGUGGUAUUAAUGUGGGUUAACAUUUUAAAUUGGUUCCUCUUUCAAUGGGAGCAACUGUUUGCUUUUAAAUGAGGGCACAAGAUGGUGCCUAGGAAAUUGAAAGCUAAGUGGAGAUCCUUUAAAAAUCAGGCCUAGAAAAUCACUGAAUAAUCCACCCCAUCAAAAGCAUGUGAUCUGCAUAAUAUCCAAUCUAUCAAAAACUAAUUUCCUGAAAUUCCUGUCUGAGUUGAACUCAUGAUUAAUUAAAACUUGGGUCUAAAAAUCUUUAAAUCUGAAAAUCAUGCAGGCAAAAGUUGUGUAUUGCUAGGAGGAGAUAAGGAACCAAUCUUGACUGUCCCUCUAGGCAUACACAUGUUUGCAUUACAAUAAACUAUAUGAAUUGACAUGCAUAUGAAACAUUGGAAAAGACACAUAGGCAGAAAUGGUAGUUUUAUUAUAAAGAAUAUAGAUCUGUUAUUUUAUAUGACUGCGCUGCAUCAACCCCUAUGGCAACAGCCCACUUUUAAAUUAAAUUAAAUUAAAACAGAUUGUUCUGCAUUCUGAAUAUUUUAUUGUAUUCUAAGAUGUCGAAGAAAAUUUUAUGAAGAUUAGAGGUUUUUCUUUCUUGUUCAGGGAAAUUUUACUUAAUUAUUUUAUAUAUCCAAUUGCAGAAACUGGGGUUUGUUCUUUUGACGGGAAAUACUUUGGACACCUUAACAGGUGUUGAAUAUACUUUUUGUUCAUGAAACUGCACUUCAUUUGCUAGAAAAGGAUUUUUAUGAGGUGUCGCACCAUAUUGGAAUAUUGUUGAAUGUAAAUUAAAUGCAUUCCUUUUUGUAUAUUUUGUACCGUUAUGCAUUUAUUAUUGUACAUUGUAUUUGCUGUCAUUAUAUCAUCGACACACAUCAUCAGUGACAUGUUUACUUAGUAAAUGGCAAUGGCUUUGGGAUUUCAGUUCUUUGCUGGUCUUUUAUGAAGAUAUUUCUAAAAUUUUUUUUAUUCAAUUAGUGUGCUGUAGCAUCAAAGAUUUUUAUCUGAUCGGCAUUCAUAAAGUAAAAAUAAUAUGUGAAACUUCAGAUUGGAGAUCUUUAGUAGAACCGCAGCCUACAUUGAGCUUUUAGUGAUGGAUGGAGUUACAGAAUUCCCACCUUCCACAUAGUUCUGCCUGUUACCAGUGUUUCUGUCUCUUAAAUGUCAAGUAGCAGCCCUUAUCUGUACAUAAUUUCCAAGCCAUUGAGAAAGAAUUGGGAUUCUUAUUCUACCAUUGGAGCCAGGUCUCUGAGAUAUCAAAAUGCCUUAAAUUUAAAUGAACUAUAUUUCGGUUGGUUCAUACCAAGGAGGGUUUGUUUGGGGUUUCCCUUGGAAUUUAUCCAAUUAGCUACAAAACAGCACUCUUUGUCAGCUCCUGCAGACUUUAGUAUAUGGCAGUUUUUUAUCUGUGGUUCCAAAUGAUCUGUCACGUUAUUAUACAAUAUUCUUUCAAGCGGUCUAAAAAUACUGGUGCAGUACUAUGGAAAUAGACACAAACCGGUCCUACAGAAAUGAUUGAAGUUAAGUUUAAAAUAAUACCAUGGAAUUUUCCAGCAGUAAGCAAGUUAGUUCUGAUGUCUUUUAGCUGGUUUUCACUAUUCCUCUUUCCUCUCCCUGAAGAUACAAGGAGAAAAAUGUUAUUUUCAUUUUCCGAUAAAAGGCACAGUUUGGAAGCCUUAAACAAUUCAUUAAGUAAACUGUUGCCUAUGACAUCUUCUGUUACUUGAUGCCAUAAAACAAUGAGAAUCAGUCUGUUAUGUGUUCAGUUGAUUAAAUGGGAUACAUUUUAUUACAGCAUUUGCAUGCUUUCCUUUUAACUUGGGAACCAAGCCACUGAAUCUUUUCAGGGAUUAGAUACAUUAUAGUGGUGUCUCUGUAUAAAUUAUUGGCAAAUCAAGCAUGGAUAUUAUCAUUUUUGCCUUGACAGUUUUUGCUUGGGGAAGAAUGUACAGAGAACUUUCUUGAAGUCAGAUUUUCUAAGUAAAUCAGGCUGAAAUGGCGUAAAUCAGGAUGGCUCCAUUAGACUCACGGGGAGGUACUUUGUUUUACACCAUUAGAGGAUCUGGUUCUACAGGUCAAAUUGCAAUGUACCGUCCCCCCUUGGUUCUAAUUACAUUUGCUGGUAUUCGUGAUGCAUUAUACACUUGAUUUGGAAUCUGAAUUCUCAAAUGUCAAGUAGAAGCCACAUCGUAGAUCUAGGCAAUUGCAAUCUAUCCUAGUUAAAGGAGGAUUGUUAUUAUUAACUAUUUAAAAGGAGUCUUUGAGAUUAUGGGUCUUGCAGGAGGACACUUGGGAUCCGUUCAUUUGCCUGUGCUAAGAGACUUAGUGGGAUCCCGCAAGGGUGGGAUACUUGAUUAUAACCAGAAAAGAUAGCAAUGGAUAUUGCUACCCGGGAACAUUGACCGAUUUCCAACAGCGGCCAGUAGCAGAUGCUUUGAAGUAUGAUUGAAAACACUCAAAAGCAUGCCUACCAUUGAUGUUUCUUCCUGCUAAGGGUUGCUUUAGGUCCUGAAACGUGAAGGGACAGAGCCUUUGCACUGCUGUCCUAGCUAGUGCAAGGGUGGAUGAUAAUUUUUACUAUUCAUAAAAUGUCAAACCUUCCAAAACUUUGCUUCAGUGAUAUUAUGGAGUGGUGGGUACUACUUAACUUUGUUCUCCCCUCUCUUCUUUCUCCUUAUUUGUCAACAUGACCUACGUGCAUUCUUAACUUUCUUCCUUCGGAGGUAUUGAAUUCAUGGUAUCUUGGGGAGUAGUUGUAUAGGUAAGGUAGAAGAAACGUAUGAAAGCUGCAACUCAGAAUAUGCAGACAUGAGAUGGCAAGAGCACCUAUGACUUCAUGGACACGCUGUCAGUUCGACAGUGUGAUACAGCAAGGAAUGGGGAAGAGUUGCAACACGCAAGAUGUUCAGAAGCUACUGCAAUGUUUUGGCCAUACUCCUAGCUGUGGGAAGUUGAAGCUUACUGGGAAGCAAACUGCUCAUGUGCUGAUGUAGGAAGCCAUACUGGAUGAGAUUAUUGGUCCGUUUAAAGGACUCCAAACCCAAAGGAGGGAGCAUGUAUGUGUUUAUCUGUGUGCUUGGUGAAAUCAAAACUGGGGAUGAAUGAAUGCUGGGAGCUUUGGUUUUAUGUGUAACCUCCCUACACUAGAAUUCCCCAGGAACCUAUUUUCAGAGGGGUCUGCCGAAGAUCAGGCUGACACACUCCCAGAUCUUGUUGAAUGCUGAAUCCUUGUUGCACCGUGGUUCUUCUAUGUUGAUUAUGUUGCAUCUGUUUUGGUUUGUUUUGGAUAUUUGAACCCUUUAUUUUGUCUAAUAAAAGUUUGCCAG
This is a messenger RNA of Alligator sinensis (Chinese alligator), 8026 nucleotides long. It is a transcript of the gene ELAPOR2, whose product is annotated as KIAA1324 like. Gene Ontology annotation, biological process: positive regulation of BMP signaling pathway. NCBI's taxonomy places the organism in Eukaryota, Metazoa, Chordata, Crocodylia, Alligatoridae. The record is from RefSeq and is a predicted model, not a curated record. Bases 215 to 2962 code for a protein of 915 amino acids. The transcript has 22 exons.